Molecule: messenger RNA, 9861 nt
Organism: Pocillopora meandrina
Lineage: Eukaryota; Metazoa; Cnidaria; Anthozoa; Scleractinia; Pocilloporidae
Source: the annotation of a GenBank genome assembly
CUCGGAGCAAUCAAAGGAAAAGUUAUAUCGAAAAUUGUCGGAGAGAAAAGUAGAUCUGUCUACAGGAAGAACAGAAAGAGAAGUUUUUCUGGAAGGCGAAAACAGAAACAAGAGUCUGAAGAAACAGCUCCCGAUGUUGACGAAAUCGCCGCCUCAACUCCGAGCACUUCGCUGGAUGAAAAUCAGCUCUCCGACUCGGACUCUAAAGAAACCGUUGGUUCCUCCAGAAAGAAAAUGAAAUAUGCCGCUUCUUUUAGACAGCUCUGAUGAAGAGUAUACCUUCAAUACCGAGGAAAGCGAGGGAUUUAGAUUAAUAAAUGAGAAAAAUUUAUCCACGGCCGUCUCAAAGGCACAUGUGUGUGAGAAAGGUGAGAAAUUUUUUUAAAUCUAUGUCUUUCUCUGUUCUCGAUUAUGACUUAUUUCCCAUAUCAUAUCGACCCAUAGUUCCAGUUUUUCCCUGCUAAAUACACUGAUUUAUCUAUUAAAUCUUGGAUUGGGUAAGAGAAAGAUUUUUAGGUAUUGUGCAUAUACACUGUAAACAAAAAAUUAUGGGGAAAAAUCACAGAAUGUGUAUUUCUGACUUGAGGUCUUUACUUUGCUUAUAACAAAAUUGCCCGAUUUAUCUUACAAUUUUCACUUGAUUUGUCUUUAGGCACCUUAACUCUUGAGGAAGAUAAAAGUGCAAGACUGGGGGUUACAGUUUUCCCUUCAGUGUAGUUCCUGUGAGGAAUCCAGUCCACUUCCACCAUCCAGUGGUGUGACCCAGUUAGGGAAAUCAUAUGACAUUAACCGCCGAGUCUUUUAGUAGGCUAAAAAUCAUGGAGAGGCUUUGUAUCCCUGGUGGUGUUUGUACAAGAGUGGCAACACAUGCAAAAGACAGUAAAAGAUUGGCUAAGUCCAAUUUGCAGGUUAUGCAGAAGGAAAAGAGAUGGCGUCAAGGGAAGCGACUUCUGAGGACUCAUCGAGAGGAAGCCCUUCAAGAAGCUGAAGGAGUUACUUAUGAACCAGGAGGCUUUUAAAUUACUUUUAGAUACUCCUGUGGACAAAAUAUGGACACUUGGGCCACUAUAGUGGUUACAUAUUGUAAAAAAUUAAGUUUGAUUGCUAUCUGUAAGUUUAAAGGCUAUUUUCUCAUUACGCAAAAUUUUGUCUUCAAGAAAAGAUAUCUUGACAAAAAUUUAUCCAAUUGAUCUGAAAUUUUCAGCAUUUGUUCCUUUUGAUAAGUUUUGUGUUAUAAGCAGAGCAAUUUUCCAUAUGAUGUAUGUACGUAAAGUUAUGAAGUGAAAUACCCCUCUGAUUUUCCUUGUCAAAUUUAAUUGAUCAUCAUUUAAAAUGUUUUCAACAUAUUAGAAAUCCCUCUGCUUAUAACAAUAAACAACAUGUCUUCUUUGAAUUGAUACUAAAAACAUUAAUUUUUAUUAAUUCCAGAAGGAGUUAUCUUUUCUUAAGUAACCCCUGGUAGAACCCUGCAGGUGGCUCAAUUAAACGAGUGGUAUCCUAUUACAAUAGACAUGUUGAGUCUGAAAUAUUUUUUUCAUGAUCUUCAAGUCAUAAGCUUUCCAGGAAUAUAUAGUUUGCCUAAGUUUUGAAGUAAGUCCUAGCUGUGAAAAAUGAGUGAAAAAUGGGCAUUUUUUCAGGUUUACCCCCGCCUUAAUUGGAGACAACUUUGUGAUGUGAACGAUAAGAGGAUAAGUGGGCCAAGCGAGAGCAAAAAAGAAAUGUUUCUCCCAUAUUAUUGAAGGAGCUCUGUUGGUAAAACAAACAACCAAAGGGAGAAAGAAGUCAAAGCAUUUAUUUUUAAAUAUCUUCCCAGGGGUUACGAAGGCUCUUAGCAUAAUUCCUUAAUUCAAGAAGGUCCGUCCUUUCAAUCGUAGGACUGGGUACGAAAUCUGCCACGGUCUCAUUUUCUAAUGUUAGAGUGGUUCACUCUGUUGGCAGGUGUUGGCGUCGUCUGAAAGAUUUACUUCGUCUCGAACUGGUUUGAUACGAGAGUUAAAGCGCUUCGGUUAACCUAGACUUCUUCUAGAUCAUCCGGUAUGAGCUUCAUUUGGGGAAAAUCCUGCAGGAAUUGUGGAAAAACGGCAACCGAAGGAAACUACUGCAAAGGGUUUGUGCAUUUUGCUUUUAUCCUUCUUAGAGCGGUAUUUUAAAAGAAAUUUACUAGAAUUGAAUAACCUCUUUAUAUCCAUAGCGUUCACUAUCAGCGAGGUACUUAAACGGCAAUUCAUCUUGUUUUGCGAACGAUCCAAGAAACCUAAGCAACCUUUUCUACCUUAUUAGCUUCAUGAUCAAUGUUUAUCCCAGGGCGACUAUGGGAUUCGAAAUCAGCUCUCAGGAGGUGGAUUUUCUUGUGAAUUAUUUCUCUUUUAGGACCAUAUCAUGAUUAGAAACAAUAAAACUGAAUCAAGAAUACUUUGAUAGACUUGACUUUGUACUUCAGUUGUAUGUGGAUCAAUAUUGCUGAUGUUUUCGUACCUUUCUUUCCCGGAAAUCUAUCAUGUAUAUUCGUUUUCGUUUUUGCCGCUAGGCAAAUUUGAGGUGCAGUUGGAACAAGUUUGUUCGUUUCGAUUCUUCUUUGCCAGGAAUAAAUUGGUUUUGGUUUUUCUAGACUUACAACGAAAUUUUUUGCACAAAAGGCAGCCAAAACUGUUUCCUGCAUUAUAAGUUUGCGUCGAGAAAACUCGGUUUUUUGUUAGCAUGUUAUGCAUGGUAGGUCUCCAUUUCUUGGAAGAUGAAAGCUGUUUUUUGUAUGCAAGCAUUAAUCGAAAGCGUUGAAGUGGUGGAAGGCGACGUUAAUGACAGAUUCUUGUUCCAAAACCGGAAACACUUUCACUAGAAGCAUAACGAGACCACAAAAUAACUAAAAGCUUGAAGAUUCGUAGUGACUUUCCGAGUAAUUCAGAACAGAAAGAUAAAAGCUGAUGUUUAAUGAUUCUUGGAAAUCUUGCGCAACACAAAUAUGACACGAAUGAACGUAUGUCCGCGUGUAGCUGGAUAAUUCUGCAAUGUGGUGAUCACUUUUAUUUCUAAAAAUCUUGCAUUUGCUUUGUAGAUGUAACUUAUUUUGAGAACUGAGUGUUCUACCGAAGAAAUGCCAAACUGACUUCUUUCUCCCGGUGAAUUAUUUCAAUAUUGCUGAUGUUAUCGUACCUUUCUUUCCCGGAAAUCUAUUUUGAAAUUAGUUUCGUUUUGAAAACCGCUAGGCCAAUUUGAGGUGCGGUUGGAAGAAGUUUAAAGUCUAAACUUACAAUGAAAGCUUUUGCACCAAAGGCAGCUGAAACUCUUUCCUGCAUUUUAAGUUUGCGCUGAGAAAAUUCGGUUUUUUGCUUUGUUUCCAAAACUGACUACACUUUCACUAAAAGCAUAACGAGACCACAAAAUAACUUAAGGCUGAAAAUUCGUAUUUAGACACUCACAUGACUUUCCGAGUAGUUCAAAACAUAAAGAUGUAAGCUGGAAAGAGAGUUUUAAUUAAUACGCAAACUUAGGCAAUCCUUUUAAUGUUUAUAAAUACGGAAAAUGUAUUGUGUGAUUCUUGGAAAUCUUGCGCGAUAGAAAUAUGAAAGGAAUGAGCGUAUGUCUGCGUAGCUGAAAAAUUCUGAAAUCUAGUGAUCAGUUUUAUUUCUAAAAACCUUGCAUUUGUUUUGUAGAUGUAGCUUAUUUUGAGAACUGAGCAAAAGUAGUUGAAAAAAGUGGGCUCUGGCGCAUUUCGUGUCCAACAAUAUAUAGACGUAAUUUUUUUUAAGAAAUCGUGUCUGUUGAAAUAAUGAAGAAGCGUCGUCAAUGCAAACAAGAUAAAGCUGAACAAUUCUUUACAAAAGUACUUGUUGUUUAUGAGAAGCUUCCUUGAUACACGUUAAGGUACUUCAAACUUACGGGGGCAAGUUUUGAAAAAGACCGAAAGAAAUUUCAGGAAAAAAUGUCAGAAUCAUUGAAGUUAACCGAUUAUUCACAGGCUCGCGCUUGUUUUGAUAAAAGGCUUUUUUUGAAACAAAAUUCACCUGUCUUAUUUAUUUUACAAAAGCCCACGUGAAGACGUCAGAGUUGUCAGGGAAACGUUUGAAUAUUACUGUUCACAAAAUCGUUCACCGUUGGACUCUUCAAUGAGCGAAGAAAGACGAAUGGGCUACUUCGGGGUUAAGAAGAAAAUUAACAUGCGGGCAGUGUACUCUGCAGGUACUCCCGCAAUAAUCCCAAUUCCAUUCAGAGAAACCGCCAUACCGCUUGUUGACAAUACAGCCGACCUUACUCCUGUCACAGUGUAUGUUGUGUGACAGGCGAUCUAGUUUUCUUCAAUUUGCCAAGGACACACACGUCGAUAAUGAGUAAUGUCACUAGGCUCCUUCUAGCAAUCAGAAAUCAUCUCCAACCUGAAUUUGUCAGGUAUUAUAAUUGGAUAAAUCGGCGGUGCGCUUGGCUGAUGGCUUAGGCCGACUCGAAGAGCUUACCGCUCCGCGGCCUAAGCCUUAGGGCUUGGGUCACUUUGCGGCCCCUGGCUCAAAGAGCUUGCCGCUCUGCGGCGCAGCCCCUGGCUCAAAGAGCUUCGCAAAAUAUAUUAAUCAAACAUUUUUAAAUCAUUAAAUUAUCUGUAAUUCAAGCCUCAUUGGCUUACUAUUGAAACGGAUUAUAUCGAUUAUAUUCUCAUCAGUGACGAAAAUUCGUAUGGAUGCGAUAUCAUUCCUUGGGGUUAUUUUUUGGUAACACAGGAUUCGGUAGAGAAUAAUUUAUCCUUUCAAACUAACUCUUCGCAAUAUCAAAGCAACCAAGAAUGCUUGAGGGUUCCCCAAGUCCAGCUUUCUCAUGUCCCCGUUCACUGUCGUUAUUGGAAUGUAUUCACCUGAUGGCCUUCCGUGCGACGAAGCUUUGCUCGAGGUGAAAAGGUUCAGUCUCAGCACACAAUGUAAGAGAAAUCGAUCAGAUUGUCCGCGAAAAUCUAACCCAAACAAACAAGGCGAGCAACUGAGCUUCUUGUACAUCUCCGUGUUAAAACACACGAAAGGACUCUAAAGCAUACUUCACUCUGACUAGGCGGAAACACAAAGAUUUUCUGGCACCGAUCAGAUACCAGAACGACUGCGACCGUUUGGAACUAGUCUUGUAAGACAAUGUCCCCGAGGGCUCUUCCGCCCUGACGUGAAAUCGACUCACAGCCCCUGGGUCUCCGAGGAUGGAGAUGAACUUCAAACAGGGAAAGAGAUCAACCUAAUGGGUGAAGAGACUUCCAGGAGUUGCAAUGAGUUUGAAUAGUGAAGAGACAAGAUUGACGGUAGAGAAGCUUGUGGAUGCCAUCAAAGAGAAGGUGGUUGACGCAAAGAGUUCCAUGACUUAUUCAAGACCAGUUGGCCUAAAGGUAAAGAGAAUCGACUCUUCGAAGAAUGUGAGAUAUCUCUAUGCUGCCGAUGAGCUGGAAGGUGGUCAAAGAAGAGCCACAGAUCCAAUCUGAAGGUCUUCAAUAUUUAAAAAUCACUUGUGAAUAAAGGCAAGCCUGUUCUCUGCUAUCUGAAAGAUGGACCCAAAUGUGGCUUCGUCAGAGCAGAGCUUCAGUUCGUUCCUCUUGGAAGUGAGUUACCUCCUGAAAGAACUCGUUGAUUUGAAAAAACUAUUAAAAAUUAAUCAGCACCCCCAUUGUUCAAGGGAAUAGUAUUCAAACCUUCUUCAGAACUCACGAGUGAGACAUUAUAAACCUGUGAAAAAUUCAAGUUGCUUUCAAAUCAAGGUUGUUUUCAAAAUGCACCGGAAUUUUUUUUUUGUAAGUCAAGGUUGUUUUCAAUAUGAUUUCGAGGUAAAAAAAUUCAUGAGUUGCAUCGAAAUCAAGGUUGUUUUCAAAACGCACCAGAACCCACUUUGAAGUCAAGGUUAAAUCAACCUUGUUUUCCGAGGUUAAAUUCAUGUGUUGCCUUGAAAUCAAGGUUAGAUUUUUUUAUUUAUUCAAUGCUCAGUAAUGAAAUGAUCAACAAUCCAAACCAGUUGAAAAGAUUUCGAUAACUUCCCAGCCUCAAAUCAUCUAUAACCAAAGCAUCUCGUACCAAUCCCUUAAUCUUCUCCUCUCGCCAAAAUUCAGGAAUGUCCCUAUGUAGUGGUGGUGGUACUUCUCUUGAGUGCCAUACUUUCAAGUUACCAUCACUAACAAGUUUCGGAUACUUAUCAUCUGUGGUGAAUAACUUUGUACACUUAGACACAUAAUAAUCAUAAAAUGAAGAUAUCUCCUCUGUAGUAGGUUGAUGCUUAAUUUUUCUUUUCGAGAAUGCUCUACAGUCUUUACAACCUCCUUUACCUUUUGCAAAGAAUUGUUCAGCUUUAUCUUGUUUGCAUUGACGACACUUAUUCAUUAUUUUUUAGAGACAUGAUUUUUGAAAAAAAUUAUGUCUAUAUAUUGUUGGACACGAAAUGCGCCAGAACCCGCUUUUUGAACAGCUAGCAAAGAAAUGCCAAACUGAAAUUUCUCAAAGCGAACAAAAGUUGACAAUUCUUGGAAAUACCGAACUACAAUUUCUCAACGUCAACAAAAGUUGAUGAUUAAACUCAAACUUUUUAACUUCAAUAAAAGUUGAUAACCCUUGGAAAUCCAGACUAAAAUUUUUCAACUUCAACAAAAGUUGAUAAAUCUUGGAAAUACCAAGCUAAAAUUCUUAACUUCAACAAAAGUUGUAAAUUCUUGAAAAUUCUACGCGAGUCUUACAUGGCGAGCGUAGCAUAACAUCUAAUUUAGGAAGUCAAUGAGAGAGAGAAAAUUUCGUUCAUCUUUGUAAAAUAUAGUUUUCCUACAGGCGAUUCUAAAUUCCAGAUGAAACAGACUGAGAGUCUUCCUCGCAGCAGUUCUGUAGGUUAUUACGUACCUCUUACCCGAACACUAUCCCCGGGGGAGCGUAGCAUGACAUCCCAAGGAACGGCUGUGAAGGAGACAAGAACACCAAGAGAAUAUACGUGAAAAAUCCCUGACGUACGGAUCUUCGUAACCCAGUCAACCAACGCCGGGUUCAGUUGACAAUCACCUCUCCAUCUUAGUUAUUAAUUUUUGAGUCACCUUAUAAAUUCUUUAUUCCAGGUGUUACGAAUGCACUUUUCCGGUGUGUAAUUACUGCAAGAAGCCAAUGCCUGAUGGCGAGGAAAAGGUUGGAAACUGUCACAAGAAGCCGUAAGUAAAUCUUCUUUUGCUAUGAUGUAUCUUCUUCCCACGCAAGACCAUGGGAACGAGAUUGUUGUUGUGAGGCCCAUCUUGUGAAUACUUGUGUACUUUUACCAACCGACUUCUCUCAGGCAACAGUCACUUUUCUUAAUAUUCAUUUAAUGUUUAGAUGCUACACCAACAUGACCGGGAAGUGUUGCGAGUGUAAUGACAGAGCUAGAAAAGGUUGUUAUUGCCACAGGUAUGUAGCCGAAACUCAACAAACCAUGAAACCAUGGUCAGUACAAGAUUAUUCAGUCAGUAUAAAAUGAGAAUGUUAAGGAGACUUAGGAUACAAUCAGUAUCAAAUGAUAAUGUUUAGGAGACUUAAUAACUAAUAUAGCAAGAUCUCAACCUUUGUCGCGAAAUGGAGAAAAAAUUCACCAAACUUUCCCUGCAGAUUCGUACCCUAGCCGGUAGUUUAGUUUUCUACCACCCAGGCCACGUGAAAGUUAUUGAAGAAAUGGGCUACGUGCUUCAGUGGUCCAUAUGUAACGAGCGUCUUGCACACUGCCAGGAUCAGCGAUACGGAGAUCCACUGUUUCAAGCAUUUUCAUUCAGACUGCGAGCAGUCUUUAUUUUUCCAAAUCUUAAAAAUGCUCACCCACUUCCUUCCUAUACAUGGGAUGUCAGCCAUCUUAUUUAGUGUACUGGUACAAAACUGAAAGGAAUCUUCUCUAAGGGGUACAAAUGCCUCUGGUGGAAUUUGAAAUAGCUCAUCAAUUAUUGACUGACAUUAUAAUUCAGUAUCGUCAACAAUUAAUAGUUGACUACUAUAGCGUAAUAUAAAUAUUCAGGUGAGUUACGCAGGUUAUUAGGGAUUCCAUGGCUUAUGCCUUGAUCACGUAAAACUUUCGCCAACUUCUCAACCAAGCACAUGGAAACCCAACACAGUUGCGACUUGGACACUUGCGUUCGCAAUCCCGCUCCCAGUGGCUCCAUGUUUUCUUUAAUCAGCUGUUGAUGAGAGCUGUUAUUGAACAUUUUGAUCUUUAUUUUGCGACGCUUAGUUGAAGAUCGAUCAUUAUAAAGUUACAGUCGAACCUCGAUUAUCCGGACUCGGUGGGACUAGGGUAAAUAGUCCGGAUAAUCGAGAGUCCGGAUAAUCGAAAAUAUGAAUAUUAAUGAGACAAUUGAGUUAUGAUCGUCUCGUGUGUUUACAUAACCCACGCUCAUCGAACUGAUCAAGCAUGACAUUCCUUUAGCAACAAAACAAUGCUGAACCAAUCAAAAUUCAGCUGAACGCAUUAGAAUGCUUCUUGACUCUCUUUGUCUCCGAGCGCUCGAUCUUUCGAAAACGGAGUGUGUAAUGCGCUGUUUUAAACACAAAUUUCCUGACUUUUAACAUAAUUUCUGAAUUUUUUUACCUCCUAAAGUUUUUAACAUCUAAGGUCAUUAAUAUUCAUGGAAAAAAUGGGACCAGAGAAAAAGUCCGGAUAAUCGAAAAGUCCGGAUAAUCGAGGUUCGAUUGUACCCCACUCACUCCUCUUUUUCCUAACUGGUUCUAAAUAUACUUGCAGAUGUUAUGACUCAAAGUACCCAUCACCUCCCGCAGUUGAAUAUUCAAAGGAAGGAACAAACGUUAACCUUAAAGUAAGGACGGAUCAGAAAGGGUUUGAAUCUGCCAUGUAUUCACUGGGCCAAGGAGCGGCUCAUGGUUUGCGGCAAUCCGACAGCCUUUCUCAUAUGUAAGUUCUUUGAAGUAGGAAUUAUUCCAUGGUUAGGCAGAAAAGUAAAGUACGUGCAGCCAAUCAGAGAAACGCUCUUUAUCUCACUCGACAUUUACUCGCUGGGAAGCGAAAGGCCAUAAAAAAAGUUUUGAAUGGAAUAUUCGUUAAAUUCAAGAUAACUAUUUUAAGAAGAAGGGCAAGUACUAGCCACCCUGUUAGGUAGUUGGUGUACUAAUACGAAACUGCGAGGAGCCUCCUCUAAAGGGGCGCAAAGGAUUCUGGUGGAAUGUUGAAAUAGCUUAUUAAUCAAUAACUCGCAUCAAAAUUACCCUCAACAAUUAAUAGUUGAACAAUUGUAACAUACUAUAAGUAUUCAAGUGAGUUAGGGACGUUAUUGGGGAUUACAUGGCUUGUGCUUUGGUCACGAAAACUUGUGCCAACUUCACAACCAAUCACAUGGAAACCCAAAACAAUUACGACUUGGACACUUGUGUUCGCAGUCCCGCACGUUUCCCAUGGUUACCGUGCAGCAUUUUGUUUUGUUCUAAUCAGCUGUUGCUGAAGAAAAGAAUGUCCUAUUAUUUUCUCUUGGCUGUUUUGAAUACUUAGAUCUCAAGUGGAAGUUCGGUCAUAUUAAAGUUAUUCUAUUCGCACCUCUUUUGCCUCAAUGGUUCUUAAUAUAAUUGCAGGUUGGGUCUGCCGUCACCAUGGAAGUAGGUAGGAAGUGGAAGUGGUAGGAAGACUAGAUCCAGGAAACUUCUGCUAAGAAUAAACGACGCGGUACUCAUUUACUUUCUAUUCUCAGUAGAAAACAGAAGGCCUUUAAAAGUUCAGAAUAAAUUUACGAUAAACUCAUUGUAACUCUUCAUAGAUCUAACUUGAUUGAUUUAGUUAUUGGGCUUUUUCGUUUGAACUGACUCGUUUGGUUCUAAUAGUUGUAAUAAUGCUAUAGUAAAAGAAAUAAAGAUCCUUUGUGUGUCGUGGACUUCAUUUGAUAAGUUACUGUUUUAUCAGGGAUUAAUUUAG